Molecule: messenger RNA, 1461 nt
Organism: Pseudonaja textilis
Lineage: Eukaryota; Metazoa; Chordata; Lepidosauria; Squamata; Elapidae
Source: RefSeq, a predicted model, not a curated record
AUGGGUGAGCAGGCAGCCUUUGGGGGACAGCACCAUGUUGGAGCAGAGGCUGCUGCUCCAUUGCAGUUUGAUGAGGUGCAGCAUGCAGCCCUAGGGCGUCUGCCCACUUGCCUUCUAGAUGCAUCGCCACCAGAUGAAAAAUCUGAAGCAGCUCUUGGCAGAUGUUCUGUAGGAGACCAACCUCUUAUUAAGCACAACGAUUAUCAUUCAGAAGAUUUGGUCAUUGCUGGCAUUUGUUAUCUAUUUUACAUGAUGUCUGAGAAAUUAACAUUCACAAGAAAUCCAUCAAGUGAACUAGUUGAUGACUUCCUGUUGUAUAUGCAAAACUACCAGCACGUCUUGGCUUUGGAAUUUGCAAUCAAAGAAAUCAAUGAGAAUUCCAGGAUCUUGCCUAACAUCACCCUUGGUAUCCAUAUCUCCAAUAGCUAUAACCUGGCAAGAUGGAUCUAUCUGGCUUCCAUGGAGUUCCUCUCUACCAAGGGAAGGUUCAUACCAAACUACAAGUGUGAUUUCAAAGACAAUGUAAUAUCUGUGAUUACAGGACAUAAUGCUUACAUUGGACAUUUCAUGUCAAAUAUUCUGAGCAUUUACAAGAUCCCACAGCUCCUAUAUGGUUCUACUAUGGAGACAGAUGACAACAUACAAGCUGCUUACUUCCAUCAAUUAUUUCCAGAUGAAGAUCUUCAAAUUAUUGGGAUCAUCCAAUUGUUGCUUCACUUUGACUGGAAAUGGAUUGGACUCAUUAUCCAAAGCUCUGAAAGAGCAAAGAGUUUUAUACAGAAUAGGCUUGAUAUGUUUUCUCAAAAAGGCAUCUGUUUUGACUUCAUAGAACAAAUGCCAAGUGACACUGUUACCAAUGACAUUGAGGUUCAACUUAAUGGGUUUUUUAUGAUAUACCAGGUCAUUAUGAGAAGUUCUGCCAAUGUUGUGAUCAUAUAUUGUGAAAAUGAGGCCAUGGCUGCUCUUAAAAUGGUUCCAUUUGUUUCAGAAUAUGUUGACACGCCAGUGAAGAGAAAAGAUAAAGUUUGGAUAAUGCCAGCACAGAUGGAAUUCACAUCAAUCCCCUUUCAAAGAACCAGAGGAGUGGACUUCAUCCAUGGGGCCUUAUCGUUGGCAGUUUCCUCGAAGGAAAUGUUAGGGUUUCAGAAAUUUAUUCAGAUGAGGAAGCCUUCUUCUGAAGAAGAAGAAGCUAGUUUGAUCAGGCUGUUUUGGGAAUAUGCGUUUGAAUGCUCUUUUCCAAAUGCUGGGUUAGAUGAGGACAGUGACAAUGAAUGCACUGGUGAGGAGACAUUGGAGACCCUUCCCAAGGUUUUGUUUAGAAGUAGCAUAAGUGGGCAAAGUUAUAGCAUUUACAAUGCUGUCUAUGCAGUGGCCCAUGCACUGCAAGCCAUGCUUUCAUCUAAGAGCAGAAAAAGAGGACAUUCUUGGGAACUCAAGACUCUAAAUCAACAAUCAUGGCAG